CGAGGAGGCGGCGCUGAGGAGGAGGAGGCGGCGGUGGCGGCGCGGACGGACCCGACAUCUUGUGCCCUCCCCUCCCGCUGGGGCUGUAUCCACUGCCGGUAACUCACGGUGUGCUGGAGAGAAGCAGGAGCCACCUUGUUGCCAUCUGCUGCUGCCCACCAAGGUCCAGGUGUCCUUCUCCUCACUGCACAUCACUGGAGGUCUUCAUCAUCAUGGGACUUGUCUCUUCACUGGCAUCCCCGAGCCUUGUUGGAAAGAGCCAGGAAACUCCCCCAGCAGCACUGCCUUGAGCUCCAGCCUUGUGUCCUCUGCAGCAUUUCAGCUUGCACGGGUGCUGUUUGCAGAGGGAUUCUUUUUUAUCCGUGCCUGGGAGGUGUUUUCCAAGUUUGCCGAGGAGAUCAAAACAUUCCUAGAUUGCUGCUUAGGAGUUUCUGUUGUUGCAGACAAGGUCGCGGUGUUCAGCUCAGUGUGUCUGAGUUCAUUUCAGGGCUGCUUUCAAGGUAUUUUGGAGGCUCCCUGGAGCGCAGCCAUGAGGAAGCCUCGGAGGAGGUCCCGGCAGCCCCUGGGGGGGAGACGUUCCCCCUCUCCCUACAGCCUCAAGUGCUCACCCAGCCGGGAGACCCUGACGUACGCGCAGGCCCAGCGGAUGGUGGAGGUGGACAUCGAGGGGCGGCUGCACCGCAUCGGCAUCUACGACCCCUUGAAGAUCAUCACGGAGGACGAGCUGACUGCCCAGGACAUCACAGAGUGCAACAGCAACAAGGAGAACAGCGAGCAGCCCCUUUUCCCUUCCAGAUCUAAGAAAACGCCUUCCAAAGGCAAGAAGAAGGAGUCCUGCUCCAAACACGUGCCAGGGAUAUCUUUACACUUACCCCAGCCCAGCUUCCGACUGGUGGACUCCUUCAGCCAGCCAGAUGCUCCUCCUCUGCCUGCUGCCUACUACAGGUACAUUGAAAAGCCUCCUGAGGACCUCGAUGUAGAGGUGGAGUAUGACAUGGACGAGGAGGACCUGGCGUGGCUGGAAAUGGUCAAUGAGAAGAGAAGGGACGAUGGUUAUGGAUCAGUUUCUGCUGACACUUUUGAGCUGCUGGUGGACAGGUUGGAAAAGGAGUCGUACCUCGAGAGCCGGAACAACGGGGCUCAGCAAUCCCUCAUUGAUGAGGAUGCCUUCUGCUGUGUCUGCAUGGAUGAUGAGUGUCACAACAGCAAUGUCAUCCUCUUCUGUGAUAUCUGCAAUCUGGCCGUGCACCAGGAGUGUUACGGCGUCCCCUACAUCCCCGAGGGGCAGUGGCUUUGUCGCUGCUGCUUGCAGUCCCCUUCUCGCCCUGUGGAUUGUGUCCUUUGCCCCAACAAAGGAGGAGCCUUCAAGCAGACCAGCGACGGCCGCUGGGCUCACGUGGUUUGUGCCAUCUGGAUCCCAGAGGUCUGCUUUGCAAACACUGUGUUCCUGGAGCCCAUUGAAGGGAUAAAUAACAUCCCCCCGGCUCGGUGGAAGCUCACGUGCUAUAUCUGCAAGCAGAAAGGCAUGGGAGCUGCCAUCCAGUGCCACAAGGUGAACUGUUACACUGCCUUCCAUGUCACCUGUGCCCAGCGGGCUGGUCUCUUCAUGAAGAUUGAACCCAUGAGGGAAACCAGCAUCAACGGCACGACGUUCACCGUGCGCAAGACUGCCUAUUGUGGGAGUCAUUCCCCGCCUGGGAUGUUGAAAAAAGGGUCUCCAGCUCCUAAUGGUGAGGGGCAGGAGGACACUGUGAAGGAGGAGAAAGAGGAGGAAGCCAAUUUGGGCCCUCCCAAAGGGUCUCUGAAAAAGAACCAAGUGAAAUUGAAGCAGAAGAUCAAAAAGGAGCCUGGUGAUGUGACCAACGAGCGUUCGUCUGUGCCCAUGGUGACAGUUGCACAAAUCCCCUCUUACAGGCUGAACAAAAUCUGCAGUGGCCUCUCCUUCCAGAGGAAGAACCAGUUCAUGCAGAGGCUCCACAACUACUGGCUGCUGAAGCGGCAGGCCAGGAACGGGGUGCCCCUGAUCCGGCGCCUGCACUCGCACCUCCAGUCCCAGCGGAGCGCCGAGCAGAAGGAGCAGGAUGAGAAGACCAGUGCAGUGAAGGAGGAGCUGAAGUACUGGCAGAAACUGCGGCACGACCUGGAGCGAGCGCGGCUGCUGAUCGAGCUGAUCCGUAAGAGGGAGAAGCUCAAACGGGAGCAGGUCAAGGUGCAGCAGGCUGCCAUGGAGCUGCAGCUGACCCCUUUCAACGUGCUGCUGCGCACAACGCUGGACCUGCUGCAGGAGAAGGAUGCUGCCCAGAUCUUUGCAGAGCCUGUCAACCUGAACGAGGUUCCAGAUUACCUGGAAUUCAUUUCCAACCCAAUGGAUUUUUCCACCAUGAGGCGGAAGCUGGAGUCCCACCUCUACCGAACCCUGGAGGAGUUUGAGGAAGACUUUAACCUUAUAGUUACCAACUGCAUGAGGUAUAAUGCUAAAGACACGAUUUUCCACCGAGCAGCUGUCCGGCUCAGGGACCUCGGAGGAGCCGUUUUGCGCCAUGCCCGGAGGCAGGCUGAGAACAUUGGCUUUGACACUGAUGUGGGGGUUCACCUGCCCGAGUCACCCAAAACCGAGGACUUUUACCGCUUUUCUUGGGAGGAUGUGGAUAACAUCCUCCUCCCGGAGAACCGGGCUCACCUCUCCUUGGAGGCCCAGCUGAAGGAGCUGCUGGAGAAGCUGGACAUGGUGAGCACCAUGAGGUCCAGCGGCGCCCGGACGCGGCGCAUCCGGCUCCUGAGACGGGAAAUCAACUCCAUUCGGCAGAAACUGGCCCAGCAGCAGAACAAGACCAAUCCCAAUGGGGAGCCUGUGCCCCAGGAGGGGGGGCUGGAUAAAGCAUCGAGGGAAGGGGACGAGGAAGAGAAUAAAGAUGAUGCCAAACCCCCUCAGCCUCCCACCCUGGAACCCACAGGACCCGCACCAUCCCUCUCAGAGCUGGACUCUCUCCAGGACCCUCCAACCCUCAAACCCAUCAGUGAAAGCAAGUCCUUGAAUCAGCUGCAGAAGAAGGUGAUGCCAGACAGGGACCUCUUUGACAAGAAGGCCCUGCAACGGGAGAGCCAGGCCUUCCAGCGCCUGCUCAGCGACAACGGCCUCAACGGGCUGGCCUUGCCACCCGCGGGCACCCCGGCCAGCCCCCCCUUCAGCGGCGUGGGCCGAAGGACAUCUGUCCUUUUUAGGAAAGCUAAGAAUGGGGUGAAGCUGCAGAGAGGCCUGGACUGUUCCCUGGAGAACGGGGAGGGCCACGGGCAGGCCGGGCAGCUUUCACCUUCCCGCCCUCAGGCUCGGAAGCGGCUGCGGAGCGGGACCUGCAGCGAGAGCGACGGGGAGAGGUCGCCCAGGCAGGCAGGACAGAGAGGAGUGACAAAUGGUUUCACCAAGCACGGAGAAAGUGGCUCUGACUCGGAGUGUGGCUCUGGCAGGGGAGGUGGCCUGGUGUUUGAAGCCUGCAGUGGUUUGAUGCCCCCCAAGAGGAGUCGAGGGAAACCAGCUCUGUCUCGGGUGCCCUUCUUGGAAGGUGUGAAUGGAGACUCUGAUUUCAGCAGCUCAGGCAGGACUCUCCUGAUGUCCUACGAGAAUCAGGCUGAGCUGGAGCCCCUGGAGCUGGUGUGGGCCAAGUGCCGUGGCUACCCCUCCUACCCUGCCUUGAUCAUCGAUCCCAAGAUGCCGCGCGAGGGUUUGCUCCACAAUGGAGUCCCCAUCCCAGUCCCACCCGUGGAUGUGUUGAAGCUGGGGGAGCAGAGGCAGACAGAGGCAGGAGAAAAGCUCUUCCUGGUCCUUUUCUUUGACAACAAGAGAACCUGGCAGUGGCUUCCCCGUGACAAAGUCUAUCCCUUGGGCGUGGAUGACACGGUGGACAAGCUGAAGAUGAUGGAAGGCAGAAAAACCAGCAUCCGCAAGUCUGUGCAGGUGGCCUACGACCGAGCCAUGGUCCACCUGAGCAGAGUGAGGGGGGAUCACCCCUUCCUCACCUCCUCUUACCUGUGAGGCCUCAGGGUGCCUGCUCCUCCUUUUCCUCCAGACCUGGAGCCAGGUCUCCUCCUCCUCCACGGGUGGAGUGGAUGGUGUCGUGCGCUGAGCGGCUGGGGGAACGUUCCCAGCAGCUCAUCACUCCUCCAAGUACCCUGAAAUGUGCCAAAAAAAGCCUGCCCAGCUUCUUUCUGAAUGUGUCUUGCUGAAGAGCUGGCAGGAGGUGAGUUGUUCAGUCUACAGGGCCAGGAGUGAAGCAGGUAGGAAAAGCUGCUGGGUGACAGAGCCACGGUGCAGUGGCAGCACUGGGGUGUUGGGACCUCAUCCCUGCCCAACCCCCUCCCUGCCACUGGGGUGUUCAAAUCCUCAGCCAGCCCCAGUAAUUCCUGGGAUCCACUGUAACCCAACCAGGAUCCACUGUAACCCAACCAGGAUCCACUCAAACCCAACCAGGAUCCACCCAAACCCAACCAGGAUCCUCUACAACUGGAUCUCUACCCAGAUCCUCUACCCAACUGGACUUUUCUUGUGCCAAAUUCACCCAAAUAACCAUCAUUGGCCUUUUGAUACCUUUUUUAAUGACAUUGAUUGUCCCAUCACAUGAAACAACAACAACAAAUGGCAGCUGGGAGUUGGUGUGACAGUUUUCCUGCCUACACCUACGUGGUGUUUUCAUGUUUGAUUUCUCUCAUGUCAUGUAGAAAAGCUUGAGGUAUUUUGCUGACCUUCCCCUCUGCUGUACACACCUCCAUGCACAGAAGCACAGAGCUUUAAAUACUAAAAGCAAAUGAUUUUAUGUUUGGUUUUGUGUGUGUGUGUCCUAGAAAUUGAUUUGGUGGCUUGACAUUUCCAUUCUGAUUUCUGUGACUGUUCCAGGAACGUUUCAUAUCAGGGUUUCCUAAGAGUCUAAGCAAAGAUAAUUUCUCUUGUAAGAAGCUAAUUCUGGAGGUGUCUAAUGAGCUGGAGCAGCUUUGCAGGCACUGAGGUUGAUCAGGGUUGGAGGGAGAUGCAUCUUUUGUGUUGGUUUGUGCACAUUUGGUGUCAGGCUCCUCUUCCUUUCUUCCCCCCCCAUCCCCCUGUUUUUCCUUUGACUCAGUUUGGGUUGAAACCAAAAUGAACCCACCUGGGCCUUUUCACCUUCUCCCACCCACCUGUUCCCUUUUUCUCUUCUCUCCAGAGUUGUUACCCAUUAAAAAACCCCAGGACAUCCAGCUCUGCAGACAAUCCCUGCUUGUUUUUUUUUCCUUGGGGGGGGAGGGUGUGUUUUAAUAGCAAAAAAAAACCCCAAAACCAACUGAUGUUUGGAAACUCGAGGUAAAAAAAAACCUUUCCAAUCAGCCAAGGACUUGGGGACUUCUCUGGGUUUUUUUGGGUACCCCCCCCCCCUUUUUUUUGGUUGUUUUUCCUGCUUUCCCAUGUGAAGAACCAAAGGUGCAGAGCAAGAUUGUAGAUUGAAUAUCAUCAUUUCACUUUUUAACUCACUAUUUUUUUAAUUGCUUUGACUUUUUCAUACUGAAGAGAAUGGGGGGGGGGGAGGGUGUGGGUAAACAAAGAAAUAAUACUAAUUAAGAAUAAUUAAUAAUGAAUAGUGGGGAGUAAUCACUGCCAUUUCUACUUGGUCUACUUUUUUAAAAAUACCACUUCUUAUACAUUGGGACAUGGAACCACAUUUUAGGGAGGAUUCCUGUAACAUAAGAGAGAAAGGGGCACAGGGUUUUGUAAAAAUGAGAAGAAGAAGAAUCAUGCCUGUGGAGUGUGGCCAGGGAAGGAUGUUUGUGUAUAUAGCUGUAAAAUAUUGUUCUAAAUUAUUUAGACCUAUUGUUCACCAUUCUUGAAGUCCUCAGUUGUGUUGCUGGGUCUUUUUUUUUAUAUGCACCAUGUGUAAUUUAUUUCAAGGAACAUAACACUUUUCAGGUGGUAGCUCAGCUGUGGACUCGUGACCUGUGUCUAUUAUUAUGCUUUAAGAUCU
Messenger RNA from Apus apus (common swift), 5981 nucleotides. RefSeq names its product bromodomain and PHD finger containing 3 (gene BRPF3). Gene Ontology annotation, molecular function: protein binding. Gene Ontology annotation, biological process: regulation of transcription by RNA polymerase II. The transcript has 15 exons. NCBI's taxonomy places the organism in Eukaryota, Metazoa, Chordata, Aves, Apodiformes, Apodidae. The record is from RefSeq and is a predicted model, not a curated record. Gene Ontology annotation, cellular component: MOZ/MORF histone acetyltransferase complex. The coding region runs from base 530 to 4030 and encodes 1166 amino acids.